AUGGAGGCAGGAACUUGUAAUCUUGGCGCAGCGAUGGAUUCAAGCAACCCGUUGCUGAGAGCGGUUUUCCUUCGACGACUGAGGCUCACUCGGCUCCUCCUGGAGGGCGGAGCUUACAUCAACGAGAGCGACAGCCAAGGCCAGACGCCACUCAUGGUGGCCUGCAAGACCAAGUAUGUGGACUCCCAGAGCGCCAGUCGGGGUAUGCUCAUCCAAUUCCUCCUGAAGAAAGGAGCAGAUCCCAACAUUCAGGAUAAGGAAGGCCGCUCUGCGCUGAUGCACGCCUGCCGGGAGCAAGCUGGAACUGAUGUGGUGGCCCUCCUUCUGGCCAGUGGAGCAGACCUCAGCCUCGAGGAUCAAUCUGGGACAUCAGCGUUGGUCUAUGCAGUCAUGGCUGGAGACUUGAAGGUGCUGAAACUUUUGCUGGACACAUGUAAGGCCAAGGGGAAGGAGGUGAUCAUCAUAACUACGGAAAAGAUUCCAAGUGGAAACCUGUCAGCCAAGCAGUACCUCAGCAUGCCUCCAACUGGUCUCGAUGAGCCGACAGAAACGGUCACACCAACAGCUCCUGCAUCUCCGUCUGAAGUUCAGCUCAUCACUUCUCCUCAGUACGCCUCGUCUUCUUUACACCCCCCCAAGCCCGUGUUUUCUUUCAAAGAAGGACAGAUCUGUGGUGUCAGCUCCCACCCGUGCUCCCCAUCUCGGUUCCGAGGACUCGGACCAGCAGCAUCUAACGGAGCGCAGCAGCCUCUGGUGCGGUUAAACUCUGAGCCUUGGAUAAAGAUUCCAGCAUCUCUGCUUUCCCAGCAGCCUCUGGGGCCCCUCAACAAGACGGAUAGUUUCUCCUUCAGAAUCCCCAAACUGGACGAGGAUGGGCUCAGUGACUCCAAAACGUUCAAAUGUUACGAGGGAAGGCUAAGAAAGGAAGGAGGUGCAGAAGGAGGUGGGGAGAUGGAUUGUGCCAAACAUGGAGGACAAAAUGUUUCUUUAUCCGGUCUCCUGUCGUCCCACUCUGCCUCCCACCCCAACCUGCAUUCUGAGAUCCUCGGGGCAGAUUCGGUUCCCUCUUCCUCCGCCCUCUCAGGUGGUAAAAGCCUCGGCACAGCCAUUCACAGCAGCGCCUCAACGAGCCUUCGUAGUGUCAACCAGAUGUACAAACUGGGCGCAGACGUCUACGGUUCUGACCCGCAACUAGCUGUAGCGCUCCCCGAAGAACAGAAACCCAGAACCUCAGCAGACAGCAAGAAACUGGCACCGUUGCGCUGCUCAAGUACAACGGGCUCCAGGGACCUCCCGGCAGGACAGAACAGAAGAGUGGCUUCUUUCUACGAGCGCAGAGGGUCUGGAACGUUCUUACUGGACCACAACCUUCAGGCGAGGCCCAGAUCCCUGCCUCCUCUUACCAACACCUCCGUCCUCGCUGGUUCUAGCCCAGACAACGGAAGCUGCUUCUCCGAGAGAGAGUUCGGCCAAAGGAGCUUUCUUCCCUCGGCUCCACCCGGACACCCUAAAGAUCUGAGCAGAAGGUUGCUGCUGAGGAGACACUCCAUACAGACCGAACAGUUCAAAACGACAACCUGA
Messenger RNA from Nematolebias whitei (Rio pearlfish), 1581 nucleotides. RefSeq names its product ankyrin repeat domain 34Ba (gene ankrd34ba). The transcript has a single exon. Bases 1 to 1581 code for a protein of 526 amino acids. Lineage: Eukaryota; Metazoa; Chordata; Actinopteri; Cyprinodontiformes; Rivulidae. Gene Ontology annotation, molecular function: protein binding. The record is from RefSeq and is a predicted model, not a curated record.